GUGUACAUAUUUGGUUAUGUAAUUACCUUUUCCUGCAAUGGCUACAGACAGCAUGAUCAUUUAUUUGUUAAGUGGGUACAAUACGUACGUCAUAUUUUUUCCAUUCAUGUAUUCACUUUUUUAUUUAUCGUUUUGGCUUUUUCCUUCAUUCAAUAGAACAAGGCAGUUUGAACGAAAAUACUAACGCUAGAAGAUGAACCAAACCACUACACUGAAAAAUAAUCUGGAAACAAAGUGAUUCCUCGGAAACAUUUAUCACAACCAAAUUAAAUGAAAAUUGCAGUCUCAGUUUGAUUGAGUUUGUAAAUGAGGGAUACUGAAUAAGUGCAAUAUACCUCACGCCGCCUUGCAAUAGCUUGAGCGGCACUCAAUUGUCAACACUUAAUGGUGCUGGCAUCAAUAAUUACGAAGGUCUAGAAGAAAAUAUUAGAACACUGAAGUGAAGUACGGGGCAACUUUUUGCAGCUGCCACACAACACUUGACACAUGCUGUUGUGAAGUAUUAAAAUCUGGAGUAUCGAUUUAUUGAAAUGUGUAUUGUGCAAUAAUUAACGUCUAUUAACUAUUUAUUCUGAGAACGUUACGGGCCUAUAAAGUAAAAAACGAGUGGUUGUUGUUGUAGAACUUGUAUGAUCAGUAUAUUUAACGGACUGCUAUAAUAAUUUACUGAUAUUAACGAAGAACAAAAAUACAUGCAGAAAAUGGUUAUUUGGACGCUUACAUUGUUAGUUGCGUUGAGUCUAAAAGCUUGUGCUGUGGCUAUCGAGCAAGAAUCAAAUAAGGCGAACGGGUACCUAAUUGACAAGUGGGGAAAAUUCUUUGAUUUUGAUGAUUUCAAUCAUGAUGGAAUUCUUUCAUUUGAAGACCCCAAAGCAUUUCUGGAACAUUAUAAAGCUCGUGAUGAUCUGACUGAUAAGCAAAAAAACAAGAUCAUAAAAGAAAUGGAUAGACUAUGGAAGGUCUUCUAUUUCACAAACAAGAAAGAACUCUCCAAAGAUGACUUUAUAAACAUGAUGAAACAAAGGUAUGAAUCAAACAUAACUGCAUGUAUUGAGCUGGUUCGUGCGUUUUCAACGGAUUGGUGCAAAUUGUUAGACUUGGAUGAAGACACAUUUCUUUCAAAAAAUGAAUUCAUUAUGGACUUUGUUGCUGGAACGCACAACAGUACCCAAAUAGACGAGCAAUUUUUCUACAUGUAUAAUCCUGUUAAUGAUCGUUUUCCCGUUGACGAUCUCAUCGAGUCUUGUGUUAUCUUUGCAACUGAACCCGACAGCUCAAAACCGGACAUUUUCUUAAAUGGAAUACUUAUCGGAGUUUGAAUAAUAAUUGUUUUGAAAACAUUUGAUGAAAUU
Molecule: messenger RNA, 1352 nt
Organism: Ruditapes philippinarum (Manila clam)
Lineage: Eukaryota; Metazoa; Mollusca; Bivalvia; Venerida; Veneridae
Product: sarcoplasmic calcium-binding protein-like
Exons: 4
Coding region: 693-1319 (208 amino acids)
Source: RefSeq, a predicted model, not a curated record